Messenger RNA from Daphnia pulicaria, 1396 nucleotides. RefSeq lists its product as uncharacterized. The coding region runs from base 371 to 889 and encodes 172 amino acids. NCBI's taxonomy places the organism in Eukaryota, Metazoa, Arthropoda, Branchiopoda, Diplostraca, Daphniidae. Gene Ontology annotation, cellular component: extracellular region. The record is from RefSeq and is a predicted model, not a curated record. Gene Ontology annotation, molecular function: hormone activity. The transcript has 2 exons. Gene Ontology annotation, biological process: response to light stimulus.
GGGCUAUAAAAGAAAGCUAUCCGGACAGGUGCCACGCAUCAGUUGUACGGUGUCUGCUGCUGCUCUUUCCAGUUCCUCCACUUUUUUAGCCCGUCAAUUUUUCUCGCUUCUUCCUGGCCGAUCUCUUUUUUUGAAUCGCCACGAAACUCAACAUCGUUGACUCAACUCUGAAUUUUUCUAAAACGAUUUUACUGUUCGUUCGUCCAAGAUUUCAACUGCGCCGUUGUUUGUUGGUCAACGGGGAUUCCUCGUGAAUUUUUUGGCUCGUCUCACAAUCGCCGGAAGUUGGUAUUACACGUAGAAUUUUCAUUUCCCCCACACACCCGUAGACAGACUUGGGCCGUCCUCUCACCGCGAAAUCUCAGCAAAGAUGCAUCAGCUGUCGGCCAAAUUAUCCCAUCUCUCGAUCGCUUUGUUUGUCCUGCUCGUUUCUUUCGCCACCGACGCCCAAUCAGCUCCUCCGUCAAUAUCUUCCAAUAACCGACCGGAAGCCCAGAUGUCGAUCCAGGAAAUGGAGAAAUUUCUUGAGGGCCUGACCCGGUACUUGCACCGACAGCAUUUGGACUUGCCGAAAGUGCAUCAGCAAUCCCAGGAAGAGCAGCAACCUGGCAGCUACGAGGCGGAUGCUAUCGACCGUUCCGGCGACAUGUCUGCGCCUACCGAGGCGGAGAGAUCGUCUUCUUCUUCUUCCUCUUCCGAAUUGGCCAAUCAUUUCCUGUCCCAUCCUCGCCCGCCGAUGGCCAAUAAAUGGCCCUGGUCGUUGAGUCACUUGGAGAGGAUCGAAGACGACCCGGACUUCAAAGAGCGCCAACAACCUUACGCCAAACGCAAUUCCGAAUUGAUCAACUCGCUACUCGGCUUGCCGCGUUUCAUGAAAGUCGUCGGAUGAAAAAUCAACUACAAAAAAAAAUGGCGGGGUGGGGAGAAGAAAAAAAAAUCUAUCGAGCACUAGGGAGGGAUCGAUACAAAUAUACUAUAAUUUCCAUCCUAUUAUCUUCAAAUGUUAACAAAAAAGAAAAACAAUAAAAUUUAAAAAAAAAAAAGAAAUAAAGAAUAGCUAGAGUAUUAUAUAUUUAACCACCCAUACAUUCCAGUUAAAAGCAAAAAUAUCAAAUGAUGUACUUUUUAUGCAUGCCACGAGACCUAGUACUAACUCCACCUCUUCCGCUUUCCGCAAGCGCCACAUGACAAUCGUUUCUAUAAUAUCCUAUUCCUAUCAUUAUUACGAUCGCCGCAUUUUGUAGAUUGCGACGGAAUUUAAUAUUUCAUUGUCUCCGUUAUCGAUGGCGCACCUAAAUAUUAAACAAAGAAUUAAAAGGGUCAACCAUGAAAUGAAAAUCUAAUAAAAAAUAACCUACAUGAAUUAUUGGUUAACCUAAUAAACGAUUAACUGUAA